GAUGCAUUGAUUAUGUGAUCAUUUUCAACCGGAGCUCCGGUGGCCGAACUUUGGGUUCCCGUCAUUCGGUCAGACCUACGUCACGGGCUUCGCUACCGGGAUAUAUAACAACGCCCUCACGGAACAACGAGUCCUGUGAUUAAAGUCCCGACAGCGCUCUGCAGACUUCUUCUUUCUUCCUGGAUCAUUUUGGCUCUACCCCGACAGAUCGAGAUGCCGAAAGGACCGAGCCGACCGCAGGAGUUUGACGGACAGAUGGACGUGUCAAUCAUCCGGAUCCCGCCCCACCACUACAUCCAUGUGCUGGACCAGAACACCAACAUCGCCCGCGUGGAGAUCGGCCCGCUCACCUACAUACGGCAGGACAACGAGAGAGUGCUCUUCUCCCCGGUCCGUAUGAUCAUGGUGCCGCCGCGCCACUACUGCGUCAUCGCCAACCCCGUCGCCCGCGACGACGAAGGCCUGGCGCUGUUCGACCAAUCAGGACAGGCCAAGCUCCGCCACGCGGACCUGGAGAUCCGGCUGGCCCAGGACCCCUUCCCCCUGUACCCGGGAGAGGAGACCCAGCUGGAAGUGACCCCCCUGGUCAUCGUGUACCCCGACACAGCGCUGCGGCUCCAGGCACUGCUGGACUUUGAGGACGUUAGCGGAGGAGAGCAGCGCGUGGCCGGAGACGAGUGGCUGUUUGAGGGGCCGGGGACCUACAUCCCCAGGAAGGAGGUAGUUGUCUUGGAGACAGUGAAGGCCACGGUGAUCAGAGAGAACCAGGCCAUCCGCCUCCGCGCCCGCAAGGAGGGGACAGACCGGGGUGGCGUGCACCGCGUCACAGGCGAGGAGUGGCUUGUCAGGAAGGUGGGGGCGUAUCUCCCGGGAGCCCAUGAGGAGGUCCUGGACAUCGUGAACGCCUUCAUCCUCACCGACAAGAGGGCGCUGCACGUGCGGGCGCUGCGGCACUUCAAGGACGCGGGCGGCCGGGACCGGCGCACGGGGGAGGAGUGGCUGGUGACGCUGGCGGACCGCGAGGCGCACGUGCCGGCGGUGGCGGAGGAGGUGGUGGGCGUGGUCGAGGUCACCACGCUCAGCAGCCGGCAGUACUGCGUGGUGCUGGACCCGGUGGGCGCCGACGGGAAGCCACAGCUGGGCCAGAAGAGGGUCGUCAAGGGGGAGCGCUCCUUCUUCCUGCGUCCGGGGGAGUGUCUGGAGGACGGUAUCCAGGACGUCUACAUCCUGUCUGAGGACGAGGGGCUGGUGCUCCGCGCCGUGGAGACCUUCCAGGACGACGACCAGGAGGAUGUGCAGGAGGAGGAGCCCCAGAGGCCGAAGCGCUCCAAGACGGUCCGUCGUCCUGGCGACCGCUGGAUGCUGCGGGGGCCCAUUGAGUACGUUCCCCCGGUAACGGUGGAGGUGAUGGUGCGACGCCAAGCCAUCCCAUUGGACGAGAAUGAGGGCCUGUACGUCCGCGACAUCAAGACGGGGAAGGUGCGAGCGGUCAUCGGCCACACCUACAUGCUGACCCAUGACGAGGAGCUGUGGGAGAAGGAGCUGCCGGCCAACGUGGAGGUGCUGCUGGCCGCGGCCCGCGACCCGCUCACCCACCGCUCGGACCGCUCGGCCGCCGGGGCCGCCGCCCCCCGCGACCGCACCCGCAUGGUCUCGUACCGCGUGCCCCACAACGCCGCCGUGCAGGUCUACGACUACCGCGAGAAGAAAGCCAGGGUGGUGUUUGGUCCGGAGCUGGUGAUGCUGGGGCCUGAUGAACAGUUCACGGUGCUCUCGCUGUCCGGAGACAAACCCAAGAGGCCCAACGUCAUCAAGGCCGUCUGCCUGCUGCUCGGACCCGACUUCUUCACGGACAUCAUCACCAUAGAGACGGCGGACCACGCCCGCCUGCAGCUGCAGCUCUCCUACAACUGGCAUUUUGAAGUCAAGGCCCCGUUGGACGUGGAGCAGGCCACCGCGCUGUUCUCGGUUCCCGACUUCGUGGGCGACGCCUCCAAAGCCAUCGCCUCGCGCAUCCGCGGAGCCGUUGCCUCCGUGCAGUUUGAUGACUUCCACAAGAACUCCAACCGGAUCAUCUUCUCGGCCGUGUUCGGUUUUGAUGAGAAGCUGGCGGUGCGCAACGUGCUGCGCUUCUCCCAGAACCUGCUGGUGAUCAGCAGUGUGGACAUCCAGUCGGUGGAGCCGGUGGACCAGCGCACCCGCGACGCCCUGCAGAAGAGCGUCCAGCUGGCCAUCGAGAUCACCACCAACUCCCAGGAGGCCGCCGCGCGCCACGAGGCCGAGCGCCUGGAGCAGGAGGCCCGCGGUCGACUGGAGCGCCAGAAGAUCACCGACCAGGCUGAGGCCGAGCGGGCUCGCAAGGAGCUGCUGGAGCUGGAGGCCCUGAGUGCAGCGGUGGAGAGUACGGGAGCAGCGAAGGCGGAGGCUCAGUCCCGGGCGGAGGCGGCUCGGAUCCAGGGCGAGGCGGCGGUCAACGAGGCCAAACUCAAGGCUGAGGCCCAGCGCAUCGAGGCGGAGGGGGAGCUGCAGCGGCUGACCAAGGCGCGGGAGCAGGAGCUGCUCUACCAGAAGCAGGUGGACCUCCAGACGGUGGAGAAGACGCAGAAGCUGGCCCAGAUCGAGGCGCAGCGCUUCAACGACAUGAUGACCAGCCUGGGCAAAGACACGCUGAGCGACAUCGCCCGGGCCGGGCCGGAGAUGCAGGCCAAACUACUCCAGUCUCUGGGUAUAAAGUCCACCCUCAUCACUGACGGCUCGACCCCCAUCAACCUGUUCACCACCGCUAGCGGCCUGAUGGGGGCGCUGCCGGGCCAGUGAGCUCAUCGACGCCGUGAUGUCAGCCAGAUGAUGUCAUCUACGCUGUGAUGUCACGGUUCUUCCUGAAGAAGCUUUCUACUAAAGAUCAUAAUCAUGUUGCCACGCUUUCCGAUCGCAUGGACCCGCACACACAAUGAGAAAUACACACCAUGAGAUACAAACACCAUGAGAUACACACAUUAUGUACACAGCAUGACCAAAACUACAUGCAACACACAGCAUACUGUAGUAAUGUGUUCAGUAAUGCAAUGAUAUCUUUGUGCCUUAUAAAGUUCUGUUUGAAUCUUCAAAA
Messenger RNA from Gadus morhua (Atlantic cod), 3109 nucleotides. It is a transcript of the gene mvp, whose product is annotated as major vault protein. Gene Ontology annotation, cellular component: nucleus; cytoplasm. The transcript has 17 exons. Lineage: Eukaryota; Metazoa; Chordata; Actinopteri; Gadiformes; Gadidae. The record is from RefSeq and is a predicted model, not a curated record. Bases 214 to 2817 code for a protein of 867 amino acids.